UGAUCUUUGAAUAUACACGAAAUAAAUGCUAAUAAUAUUUUGUUUCCAAAAAUAUUUAAAAUAAAACGAACUGAUAACUGUUUGUUAUAUCAUUUGUAAUUCAUAACAAAUUGCUGAGGUAAAUUCGUAUUUAGUUCUAUUUUGUGCGUAACAGGUGUCAUAUUACAUGUGAAGCAACUUUAAUUAUGUCAUAUCUGAUAAUAGAUUAUUAUAUCAUUAUCACAGUGUAUUUAUUUACAUUUAAGAUUAUUUGAUUACCUACUUUAUAAAGAAUAAAACCUAUAUCUUUGAAAAAACUUACGAGCUCUUUGAAAAUGCCAUUGAAUACUAAGAUACUGGUACCAGUAGCCCUUGGGUUCUCACUGGUGACAGUCACAGCAUUUGUGGUGUAUUAUGUCUUUAAAAAAGAUGAAGCAAAUGAAGACAAAAUAGUUAGAUCUACAAGGAUGGACAUUAUUGAGGUGCAAGUACCAAAGAGUAUUGUUCCUGCUUUAAUUGGUCGAAGUGGAUCAAACAUUAAGCAAAUAGAAGAGAAGUCAGGUGCAAAUAUACAUUUCAAGAAGUUCGGCGAAGAAGAUUACGGUGUCUGCAUCAUUCGAGGUCGCAGUCACACCACACAAAUAGCCGAAACAUUAGUUCACGAUUUUAUAAAACAACAACCAGUUAUUGUCGAAGAUGCGAUGCCCGUACCGGGGUGGGCUUGUGGCAAAAUUAUCGGUACGGGUGGUGAAAAUAUAAACGAUAUAAGUCACCGCAGCGGUGCUAGAGUUAGGCUAGAAGGGCAGAGGGAUGCCGAUUUGAGUAUUCAGAGGCAGGUCAAAUUCCGGGGCACUGUGGAACAGAUAGCUAUUGCUAAGAAACUCAUCGAGGAAUGCGUUGAACACGAGAGGUGUAGACGUGAAGUAGAGCAGGCUAAACGGAGUCCUCGAGUGGCGACGCCACCAACGACCCCGGCAGAGCAACCGGACACAGGUGACUCCAAGCAUGCCAAGUACAGGACUGCGGAACCAUCAAAUUCAUCGAUCGAAGUAUACGUCUCGGCAUCGUCAUCACCGUCUCGAUUUUGGGUUCAGUUCGUCGGGCCACAAGUUGCGCAACUGGACGAUUUAGUCGAUCAUAUGACCGAGUAUUAUGGCAAUAAAGAGAAUCGUGCUAAUCACGCUUUGGAGAAAGUGACGGUGGGGCAGGUGGUGGCGGCCGUGUUCCGGCACGACGGGCGCUGGUACCGCGCGCGCGUGCACGACCUGCGCCCCAACGAGUUCGACGCCACGCAGCAGGUUGCCGAUUUAUUCUUCUUGGACUAUGGUGAUAGCGAAUAUGUAGCGACACACGAGUUAUGCGAACUUCGAGCGGAUUUACUACGUCUUCGCUUUCAGGCGAUGGAGUGUUUCCUGGCAGGCGUACGUCCAGCUAACGGUCAAACGCGUUGGCAUCCACACGCCGUCGAACGUUUUGAAGAUCUCACACAGGUAGCAAGAUGGAAACCAUUAGUAUCUCGUACGUGUACAUAUAGGAAGUCUUCAAUUGGAAUUAGAGAUGAAGGGAAAGAGGUGCCCGGUAUCAAACUGUAUGACGUCAAUGAUGAAGGUUCAGUCGACAUCGGCGAGGUCUUAAUAGCGGAGGGCUGGGCGGAGGCUUGCGAGACUAAGAACUCUCCCCCUCCUACCCCCCAAACGCCCUUCGGAGACCUCAGCAACUCUAGGGUGUUGGGUAUGAUGGUGGGGGGUACUCGGGCGUCUUCUAUGCCCAAGGAUGGUGGAGUUGACUUAUCAGAUAACAACACAACAUCGAGAUCACUAGCGUCCGGUCUAGAAUCUUCGGACAAGAUAAAGUCUAUCUCAAAUUUCGAUUUAUCUUAUCCGGAUAUGAACCAGCCGAGCAAUGAAAACGGAUCAAACGAUUUUAUAUCCUCUGAAAGACAGCAUUUAGAGCAUGAAAGCCAUUUGGGCGAUGAUUUAAAAGCAAAUAUGAACAGGAUCGAUUCACAUCAUGAUAACUUGGAAGCGUUAGGAAGACAAUAAUAGGUACCUUAGUUUAAAUUUAUAGUGUAUCCAUAUCAAGGAAAUAGUGACUCAACAGUGCAACUGACAGAUCCUAACGUUUGGUUAAAAAUUAAACCAUUAAUAACAAAAUUUUUAUUACGUAAUAUAAACGGUAGUAGUAAACGGAAUCGUCAGAAUUUAGAUCGAUAUUUGUAAUAAAAUGAUUCUGUUCCGCGAUUUCUAUUACAUCGCCUUAAGUUUCUUAUUUUUUUUUUUUUUUUCACUAACCAUUGGUCACAAAAUCUCUUCAAUUUGUAGUUCUGGUAUUAAUUGAUUGGUUCAUUUAUACAUUUACGAACAGGUGUAGUAUUAGGCUUACUUUAACUUAUCAAUGUAAACAUGGCUUUCUGAUUUUCUUUGAAAUAAUUGGUAAUUGGCGUGGCUGAGCUGAGUGAUUUGUAGUUCUGAUUUAAUUUAUUGAUUAUUUUUAAAAGAUUGGUCAAUUAUCUUAAUACUGUCGAGAUGUUUUUGGUAAUAUUAUGAUCUUUGCAAUAUAUCUUCAAUACACCUUAAGCCAAAGCAAAAAGAUAUAUAUUUUGUGGAAUCAUUCUAAAUGAAUUAUUAUUGGCGCAAGUUUUAACAUGUUCAAAUUUGUUUAGAGCUUAGCAACGAUCUUGAUCUGUGUCUUAAAGGCGUUGAAAGUAUAAGUAAAUGAGUCAUCUCGAAUAAAAUCUUUUUGAUCUUCGUAUUUUUACUUUUUCCUAUUAUUAAUGUAAAUGUAGUAAAAAUUUUGUUGUUGUAUUAACGCAUAAUACUUUUUUUGUGUAUGUCUUAAAAAUUACUAUACCAAUUUUGAGAGAUAUAUUUUUGUACAAAUAAAAAUCUUUGUUAUACCAA
Messenger RNA from Melitaea cinxia (Glanville fritillary), 2879 nucleotides. It is a transcript of the gene papi, whose product is annotated as tudor and KH domain-containing protein homolog. NCBI's taxonomy places the organism in Eukaryota, Metazoa, Arthropoda, Insecta, Lepidoptera, Nymphalidae. The record is from RefSeq and is a predicted model, not a curated record. Gene Ontology annotation, biological process: spermatogenesis. The transcript has 14 exons. Gene Ontology annotation, molecular function: RNA binding. The coding region runs from base 315 to 2021 and encodes 568 amino acids.